Megalops cyprinoides (Indo-Pacific tarpon) is the source of this 2319-nucleotide messenger RNA. RefSeq names its product ankyrin repeat and EF-hand domain containing 1b (gene ankef1b). Gene Ontology annotation, molecular function: calcium ion binding; protein binding. Bases 1 to 2319 code for a protein of 772 amino acids. The transcript has 9 exons. The record is from RefSeq and is a predicted model, not a curated record. Lineage: Eukaryota; Metazoa; Chordata; Actinopteri; Elopiformes; Megalopidae.
AUGGGGAGCGCGGUGGCGGAGGGGCGCCUGGAGUCGAUGCAGGUGUACAAACUCCUGCAGUACGUCCGCGAGCGCGACAAGCCGCAGAUCGAGAAGAUGGUCCGCCUGGGCGUCCCCAACCUGAUCAACCUCUCCGAGCCCAAGGAGGGACUCACUGCCCUGCACCAGGCGUCGAUGGCGAACGACGGCGACAUGGUCCGGUUCCUCCUCUCCGUGGGCGCCUUCCCCGACUCGCAGGACAAGACAGGGCGAACCCCGGUGAUGCUGGCCACCCAGCUCGGUCUCUACGACAUUGUCGAGCUCCUGGCCAGCAAGGGCGCGGACAUGAAGGUGGUGGACGCGGAGGGCAGAGGGGUUCUGUUCUACUGCAUCCAACCCACGGAAGCACACCUGCGCUGCCAGGAGGUGGCGCUGAGGAACGGGGCGGACGCCAACAACGCGUCCUUCACAGGGAAGCCCGUGCUGGUUCAGGCCUGCGAGCAGGCGGAUGACUGUGAGACCAUGUGCCUUCACCUCCUGGAGAAAGGGGCCGACCCCGACAACGUGGACGAGGAGACAGGCCAUACAGCCCUGAUGGAGGCGGCCAGGGUAGGGGCCCUGAACGUGGUGCGGGAGAUCCUCCAGGAUUACGGCAAAGUCAACGAUCUCGACCACAACAAGUGCCACGCCACCCAUUUCGCCGCAGAGGGGGGCUUCCUGGAGGUGCUCCAGCUGCUGUCUGCGUAUUCAGCUGAUCCGGGCACAGUUUCAGCAGACGGGAGCACACCACUGCACUAUGCGGCAGCGGGAGGCUUUGCUGACUGCUGCAGGUUUCUUGCCCAGAGAGGCUGCAACCCCAAGCUGAAGAACGCGGAAGGACUGGUCGCGCGGCAGAUCGCCAAAAACUGCGGCCACAAGGCGGCGCUGAAGGAGCUGAAGAAGGCGGAGACUCUGCAGUCGAAGCUGGAGGCCGGGGAGGCCAACCCCAACCAGCCCUGGGCCCUGACGCUCCAUGACUGGUCCGUGGAGCACGAGGCCAAACUCCGCGCCGCCUUCGCGAUGGAGGCCGACGAGGACGACGAGGGCCAGUGCUCCUCGGAUCUCAUCUCCAAGAACACCUUCCUGUCCGUGCUGGAGGAGAACGGGGCACCGGCCGAGCCCGAGCAGCUCGAGAAGAUCUUCGCUGCCCACGACAAAAAGCGUGAGGGCCGGAUGAACGUCAACGACUUCUUCAAGGGCCUGGAGUACCUGCAGAAGGCCUAUGUGGCCUCGUCCUAUCUCCCGAAGAAGAAGAAGAAGGCCGGCAAGGGCGGGAAGGGGAAGAAGAAAGGGAAGUUCGUCCUGCCCCUACCCAUCUGUAUGGUCCCGCCCGACCACAUCCAUCGCCGUGACGACGGGGGCCCGCCGCACUACAUGAUCGAACGGCACCUCCCCUUCACGGACACCAACCGCUUCGACCGCGACCAGCCACCUGGGCACCCCAUUGAGGAUGACUCGGCCUGGUACCUGGACGAGCCCGAGACGGCCUUCAUCAACAUCAACCACUGCGUGAAGAAGGGGGACCUGGAGUCUCUGAGCCUGGCCUUUAGCCACCGCGUGCCCGUGGACGUUACCGACCGCUACUACAAGACACCCCUCAUGACCGCCUGCAUUAGCGGAAACUACGAGGUCGCCAAGUUCCUCAUUGGCCAGGGGGCCGACGUGAACGCCAGUGACCAGUUCAGCUGGACCCCCCUGCACCACGCCUGUCAGGCAGGCCAGGCGGACAUUGUGGACCUGCUGGUGCGGGCAGGGGCAGAGCUGGACCCGGUCGCCAUGAACGGGUCCACCCCGCUCAUGAGAGCCAUUGAGAGCUGCCGGCUUGGCUGUGUGGAGCACCUCCUCAACGCCGGUGCUGACAUGGGCAUGAUGAAUAAGAAAGAGCAAAAUUGCAUGGACAUUGCCAAAGCUUACGGGGACUUGAGGAUAAUUAACUUGAUCCAAGAGAUGAUUGAUUCCCCAGUGGAAAGCAAGGAGAUCAAGAGACAAAAGUCUUCCAGCCCCCAGGAACAAUCAAAAACCGAAGAUGAGGUCACAGAUGAGGUUCCAGAGGAACCCCCUUCCCCCUCCCCCGUGCCCCCACUGAAGCUACCUCUGAGGGACAGCGUCGUAUUCCAAAACUCUCGGAUCAACAGCGGUGCCGCCAGCAAAGUCAACAUCACCUACGUUCCGAAAAACAUCUGGAGCACACAGCCAACCAGAGGUCCUCUCAUUCCAAAGACAGAGGAGCCGAGGGUGAGAGUCUCUGACAGCGUGGACACGGAGGACGUCACAGUGCCUGCGGACAGCCUGGACGAGUAG